Gopherus evgoodei (Goodes thornscrub tortoise) is the source of this 3469-nucleotide messenger RNA. RefSeq names its product general transcription factor 3C polypeptide 3-like. The coding region runs from base 1950 to 2699 and encodes 249 amino acids. Lineage: Eukaryota; Metazoa; Chordata; Testudines; Testudinidae. The transcript is spliced from 9 exons. The record is from RefSeq and is a predicted model, not a curated record.
CAUAAUUGUUUGGUAUGGGGUUUCUCAGACUUUCCUCUGAGGCAGUUGGGCCUGUGACUUACCCUGAAAAAUAGAUCAUUGGUGGGCCUUUAUAUUAUGGGGCUGAUCCUUUUUUGUUUUACGGUAGUGUUCAGAUGUCCCAAGCAAAAUUCAGGGUCCCAUUACAAAAACACAGUAAGAGAUUGUAUUUGAGGCACGGGACAAUCUAAACAAAUAGACAAGAUAGGCAAACAGUAGGAUAAAGUAUUAUUAACCUCCAUUUAUAGAUGGGGAACUGAGGCAGAGAUGAAGGACCAGAUUUUCAAAGGUAUUUAGGUGCUUAAGAUGCAAACAGAUGCUUAAAGGUGCUUUUGAAAAUCGCACCACCAGGUUAGGUGCAUAACACCCACUGAUUUCAAUAGGAGUUAGGUGCCAAACCUAACUUAAGCACUACUGGUCUAUUUCCUAUUCCAAUUUUCACCAAAACCAGUACGGUUCUGCUCACUGAUGCCUAGAAUAUUCCUGGAAUUUUGGAAUUGAUUGGAUGUGGUGUUCACAAGUUCAUGUUACAAACAGAGAAAUGCCAUCAAGUAGAGUGAAGAGCUCACAUAACUCAGUAAACAAGUUUUCACGUUUUCCUCUCACAGAUCACUUCUUCAGAUAAAGAAUAUUUCUUCUCCCAACCCGCCCUGCCUCAUACCUACAGUACCCCGCAGCAACAAGGGAGUUCAGUGACAUGAAAAGUUAUCCCAGCCGGGGCCCCGCCGAAAAUGUUCAAAUUGGGCCCAGCACUUCCUAAAGCCGGCUCUGGCUGCCAGUUCAGCUCACAAGCUCCAGAAAUCCCAACAAGAACAGGCUGGCUGCCUCCUGUAGGCAAGACUUGAAAGCCAGAUGCCUAGUGUGAUGGAAACAAAUAGAAGGUGCAGAAGCUGACAGAAUGGAACAUGACAACAGCGAAGACGACAACAGCGGAGACACCUCCGAAGAAAUGCCCUAGAGCCCUUGGGCUAUCAUGCUUCAGGAAUGUGCGUGAGCCACUUUCGAUCUCCUGGCUUCUACCCCCCUACCCUGCUGGCAGGGCCAUUGUGCAGCACCCUUUCCAGCCUACCAGGGUGCAGGAGAUGGAGGAAGAGAGCAUCUGCCAUCCAGCUCCAUCCCAUCUAGAGCAAGUGAGUGGAGGUCUCCAGAGCCAUCGCCAGUGUGGUGGGAAUGGCCCAGCAAUAGGGCUCCCAGCCCUUCCCUUGCAGGAGUUUGUUCCCAAAGUUGAGAGUCUUUGGGGAGGGCAGAACCUGCCAAGUGCUGAACACUCACAACUGCAAGCAGUGAAAUCAGUGGGAACUGAGAGUGACUCCUCCCUCCUAGGAUUGGCACCUUGUGAACGAACUUUCGUUGAGGACUAUCUGGGUUCUGCUCUUUCUCUGGCCUGGGAGGGAGCGGGGCCUUCUGGGGUGGAGGGAGCUGCUUGUCCAAACUAACGGAGAGCCCCAUUGCUCUGAAAGAACGAGACUCUCUCAGUUUCACAGGGCCUUAUUGGUGAGGGGGAACAUUGGGAGCAGCCUGUGCUGUGAGCUGCUGCCAGUGCUUGUGGACGGCAGCCCCCCUGCCGUGGGGUGGGGUGUGUGGUGAGGAGGAAUUGCCUCAGCAGAGGGGACGUGGGCAGGGGAGCAGCCAGGCCCGUUAAUGAGAGGCUGCCUUGAGCCCAGACUCAUGGCUGCUCCCCACUCAGUUCCAGGAUGGAGCGGUUGAAGCGGAUGCUGAGGAGGAAGGCUGGGCAGGUGGCUCUGGAGCCAGUAGGGAGCAGCGUCCGUCUUGUCCAGGAGGAGAGUGGCCCCUCUGUCCCCGCAGGCGGGGAAGAGGCCAGUGGGCAGGCAAAGUGGAGAAGCUUCCUGACCUUCUGAAGGAAGAGAAAAACACCAGCUCCCUUAGCAGGCCCUGAGGCACCUUCUGGUCCCAAAUGGAGGUGGCCUCGGAUGAUGCUAUGUAGGAGGGACCCAGGAGAGGGCGGGAUCCGGGCAAGGUGGCUCUGCGGCUUCCUUUCCAGGAAGCAGAGGAGCCAGAAGCCCAGUCCCAGGGCCCAGCAGGAGCCAUCCACCAGCCUGGCCACUGAGGAGCCCUCAGCCAGCCCAGAGCAGGAGCUGGGCGGCUCCGGCACGGGGACCAGCAGCUCCUCUGUGCGGUCUGACAGCCCUGAGGCUGAAGGCUCCCUCUGUGCAGAGACCCCCAGUGCCCAGCAGGAGUGGGCUGAGGAGGAGGAGGAGGAAGAAGAGGAGGAGGAGCAUGUGUCCCCUGAACAAGACACCAUCAGGGUCAUCCAGGAGCACCUCCAGGGCAGAGUUAAAUUGGUGGCCAAACAGCUCCGCUUCCUCCAUACUGUCCCACGUCUGUGCUUUUCAGCACAGCAGCAGGGGCUGAACACUCUGGAGCCCCACUUCUCCAAAGCGGCCCUCGUGGAAAGCAUUGCGGAGCUGAUUGAAAAUCUGCCCGUGGUGCCAGAGCCAGCCUCCAUCAUCUCCAGCUCCAUGGCCACAUUUGAAGCCUCAGGAACCAGGACCGUCCCAUCUAGCUGCCCUAACCCUGGUGCUGAUCGGGUCUGGAGCCGGGAGUCCCAGAUCUUCUCUGGCCUAGAUUACCCCCAGCUGUGGCUGUUCACAUCCCCCCGCAGAGGAGGCGGGAAUGUCCCCCUUCCUGGCUGGGGGGUGCUUCACUCAAGUAACGUUUGAGUGGCCGUAGGGAGGGGAUCACUGCGGGGGAGAGGGUCAUGUCCAUGGCAGUGCCAGCGCCACUCCGGUGCUGCCAAGGAUAACACGGGCUCCUCUCUCCCGCCAGCAAACUGAAGCCGCUGCUUGCCCUGGAGCUGGAAUCACGCCUCCUGCGGGCUCUUCUUUACACCAUCUUCACCAUGGGCACUGGGCAGGAUACCACCCACUUCCAGGCUCUGCACAACACCUAUUUACAGAGCCUGGACGCCAUGCUCACUGAGACCCCCACUCCAGACAAGCUGCAGCACGUCUUGGAGUGAGCUGUUAGCCAGUGAGUGGCCUAUCGAACGGACACUUAAUUCACAAUGGACCAUGGGAGGCGCCCAUCUACACUGAACGGACUUUUCUGUGAACGUUCCAUCUGACGUAUCCUGCAAAGUAUCCAUCCUGCAAUGACUGAGCAAAAUCGGGCAUGGACGGGGACUUGCCCAUGUAACUCCAAGCUCCCAUCUUUCAGCUGUGAUUUUCCACUAGCUGUGCUGAGGACUUUGAAACAAUGGGUUUCCCUCCACAUGACAGAAGUUAAAAGAGGCCCUGGAAACAUCUCCACUGUGCCUCUAUCCUGCUCCAGCCUCUGGACUAUGGACUUAGACUAAUGGGAGCAUCUAACCAAGGAAGAGGAACUUCCAGUGAUUUGGAAACACCCAAAGACUUAUCAAGCCAGCAGUUUAUUCCAUCACUGCUAUAAGCCUGAACCAAGAACUUUGCAAUUAUUGUAUUUGAUUCCUUUA